Eriocheir sinensis (Chinese mitten crab) is the source of this 3519-nucleotide messenger RNA. RefSeq lists its product as uncharacterized. Lineage: Eukaryota; Metazoa; Arthropoda; Malacostraca; Decapoda; Varunidae. Gene Ontology annotation, molecular function: calcium ion binding; peptidyl-prolyl cis-trans isomerase activity. The transcript has 4 exons. The record is from RefSeq and is a predicted model, not a curated record. The coding region runs from base 83 to 697 and encodes 204 amino acids.
UUCCCGUGUGUAACCUCGCCAGUGCCGGCCAGAUCCACGCAGACCACUGAGGGGUUGGGGCCGUGAAUUCAUCGAUCCCACAAUGACUCCACGAGGUUUACUGUUAGUGGUGGCGCUGGCUGCCGCUGUGUGCGCGGAGGAGCUGAAAGUGGAGAGCCUGAAGAAGGAGGACUCAUGUGACAGGCGCUCCAAGAAGGGGGACAUGCUGACGAUGCACUACACGGGAACACUGCUCGAGGAUGGCAAGAAAUUUGACUCGAGCCUGGACCGCAAUCAGCCGUUCACGUUCCAGCUGGGCGUGGGUCAGGUCAUCAAGGGCUGGGACCAGGGCCUCGUGGACAUGUGCCCCGGCGACAAGGUGCGUCUCACCAUCCCUUCGGACAUGGCCUACGGGGAGCGAGGCGCCGGAGACGUCAUCCCACCCAAUGCCGCUCUUGUGUUCGAGGUGGAGCUGAUCUCCAUCGGCGACGCGCCCCCCCAGGUGAACGUGUUCAAGCAGAUUGAUGGGGACUCCGACGAGCACCUGUCCAAAGAAGAGGUACUGAACUACAUCAAGGCGCAGAUCCCUGCUGAGGAGCUGGAGCAGGGCCAGGACCCCCACAAGAUCACUGAGGAGAUCUUCCACCACGAGGACAAGGAUCGCGAUGGCUACAUCUCCCACGAAGAGUUCUCAGGACCCAAACACGAUGAGCUCUGAGCCGCCUCUAGCCCCGGCCCUCCCCCUGUUCCCUGCCUCCACUCUCUCCUGUUUGGGGUACCUGAAGAGUUUUAACAAUUUUAACUUUGCUUUAAUGGUUUUAACCAUGACUGAGAUCCUACAAAGGUUAAUAGCUAAUAGGUUUUAUACUUUCUCGGACCAGACUCCUGCUUGUCUUCAGUGAGUUGUAAAAGUUUUUUUUUUCUGAAGCUGUUUUAUGGGUUUUCUUGUUGGUGCAUAUAGUUUUACUUUAUCUGUUAACAAUGCCAUUUUUUAUACUAUGUAAAGUGUUCUUAAAGGUCAUUAAUGUACAUACUUGAUAUAAAUGUGGUGCAGAGGAAGCCUCCAGACACUGAAUGUAAAGAUACCAAUAUUGGUCACAUUUACUAGUGUGGCUUCUGUUCAGGGAAGAUUACAACAGAAGGGUACGUGUGUGUAGUGUUCAGUGUGACCACAGGACUACUGCAGUGACAGCAGGGCUGCUACCAUGUCCUGCUUAGUGCAGGAGCACCCUGACACGAUGUACAACAGUACCUGACCACGUGCUCAAAUGGUGUACAAGGAAUCCACUGCCACCACCACCACCACCACCACCAUAGUGAUACUGAGUGCAGGGACUAGUCCGGCAUGGGGCUGUAUUGCAGCCACCUUCUGGAGGCAGCUCCUGCUGGGCUUUCUUAGAAGGACUAUGUCAUUUAUUGGGACUGUUGCAAUAACCCUUGAAGACAGCCCUUGCAGGGCUUCCACAGUGGGUCAAAGGCAUAUAUAUAUGGGGGACAGUUUUGCUGCAGCCCCAUCAGGCACUCCCUGCAAACCUUCCUCAGAGACAGAUGAUGGUGUACAACACAGCGGUGUGGCUGCCCCACAGCCACCACCAGGCCUGUACAACACAGAGAUGUGGCUGCCAUACAGCCACCACCAGGCCUGUACAACACGGCGGUGUGGCUGCCCCACAGCCACCACCAGACCUGUACAACACAGACAUGUGGCUGCCCCACAUCCACCACCAGGCCUGUACAGCACAGAGAUGUGGCUGCUCCAUGGCCACCACCAGGCCUGUACGACACAGAGAUGUGACUGCUCCACAGCCACCACCAGGCCUGUACAACACAGAUGUGGCUGCCCCACAGCCACCACCAGGCCUGUACAACACAGGGGUGUGGCUGCCCCACAGCCACCACCAGGCCUGUACAACACAGGGGUGUGGCUGCCCCACAGCCACCACCAGGCCUGUACAACACAGGGGUGUGGCUGCCCCACAGCCACCACCAGGCCUGUACAACACAGGGGUGUGGCUGCCCCACAGCCACCACCAGGCCUGUACAACACAGGGGUGUGGCUGCCCCACAGCCACCACCAGGCCUGUACAACACAGGGGUGUGGCUGCCCCACAGCCACCACCAGGCCUGUACAACACAGAUGUGGCUGCCCCACAGCCACCACCAGGCCUGUACAACACAGGGGUGUGGCUGCCCCACAGCUGCCACCAGGCCCGUGUUUUGUAUCUUCAUCUCCUCCCAACAACUGGCUCACAUACUGUUAGUUGGGCAACGUUAGCCAUGCUUACCUCCCUAGAUCACAACUGUAUGCACAAACAUACGGCACAAGCUUAUAAAGAGCUGUAGCCAUUUUGUACUUACAUGUAUUAAAAGAGUAUAUAAUUUUUAACAAAGCACAACCUGAAAAUCAACGGGAAUAUAUUUUCAUAUUAAUCAAGUUUAGGUAAAGAUAGUGUGUUGAGCAUAGGCAGUAGCUACACUUCCCCCUCCAGAGUGUGUUCCUCUCUCCCCACUUCCUUCCCUGCUUAGCAUAACAACAUUUCUACAAGUGUGAAUCAAAGAUUAUUUUUCAGAUGAUAUUAUGAUGGAUGAAGCUUUAUUACAUGAGUUCCUGCUCAUCAUGUAUAUUUAAUGGUCCAACACUUAUAUGUAUAACUGUGAAAUAACUUUACCAUGUGAGAUUUAUGAAAAGGGCUUGGAAAAGUGGUAUCAUCUCUCAGCUCCAGCCAGGCUACUUCAUGCCCUCAGUCCCCAAGUGUUGCAGAUAAUGGCAUGUUAAGGGUGCAGGGACAAACUGGACCAUAGCCACUGUAGCCACAGAUCAUUGUGAAUACUGGUGCUGCUGGUGUGUUGACAGCAGGACUGUUACAACCUGCAUGGCUUUUCACUAUGGGACUCCAUUCCACACAUAGAAACACUAACAAUUCUUUAAAAGGCAGUAUCGUGCUGAUGUAUCUGGUAUAUUUUUUUUUUUAUUCCAGGGACACAGACAGGCCAAGGGCAAAUAAAAUUGUAAAAGAAAUGGGCCCAGUGACAAUGAUAAAGCAUUUGUCAUGCCUGGUUUGCAUGAUUUCCUAACAAGUUAUUGGCCAUAUAAAAAGAACAUUCCCAUUGCUAUAACUACACAUAAAAAGGGGUUGAACAGAGCAGUGGGCUGAAGAGAUGUUAUGCUACACUCAUGGAUGUCUUCAGUGUCACCAUGAUGCUAGAGAGAGAGAGAGAGAGAGAGAGAGAGAGAGAGAGAGUAAAAGUACGAGUUCCUAUUUCUUUUUUUAUGUGUGUAAGUGGGGAAACCGUGCAAUGAGAAGUAGUGGAGUGUGGAUAAUCUCUCUCUCUCUCUCUCUCUCUCUCUCUCCAGUGGUCAGCAUUCCUAGAGACCACACUAUCCUUCCUAUCCAAGCACAGGGAAGACUAUGGGUUGUGACUUGACAUGAUACGCUAUACAGAAAGAGUUCGAUGUAUUUUCUUGUUACACUUUAAUAAUGACUUUUUACUACGAGAGAUGUACGGUCAAAAGAAAUAAAGUUGUUGAGGUGGAUUUUA